UUGCUACAUUAUAAAGAUGAUGUUGCAUUUGUUGAGCAAUAGUCUGGUUUAUACUGUGGACAAGAUAUUGUCCUGUAUCACAUUGACAAGUAUGAAGGUAGUACUCGUAUUUGGAGUGUUUUUGGCAACAGCUUUGUGCUGUACAGACGAUCAGUAUGAAUGUUUAGACGGGCAAUGUAUCGAAUCGAGAUACAGGUGUGAUUCCCAUGUGGAUUGUAGUAGAGGAGAGGACGACAUGGGAUGUUCUGGUUGUGAAAGUUAUAAGUUUAAAUGCGCUGUUGAAGAAAAAUGUAUUACAUGGUCUUGGGUAUGCGAUGGUAUGGAUGAUUGUGAUGAUGGCUCUGACGAACGUGGGUGCUCCAAUAUCUGUUGGAAUAUCGACAUAUAUCAGUUUAAUGCUGCAGGCAGAAGACGCAGUAAUACAAGACCUAGUACUGAAAAACCAGUAUCCAAGGGCCUCGACAAAAAAAGGAAAGUUAAAGCUACCCGAACAAAUACGUCCAGAGAGAAAGAUGGAGCAGAGAAAAUAGAGUAUAAGCUUGAAUUGCUCAGGUUGCUCAGGAGAAGAGACGAAAAAUAAAAUUUUAAACGUUCAAAA
Molecule: messenger RNA, 598 nt
Organism: Mytilus trossulus (common blue mussel)
Lineage: Eukaryota; Metazoa; Mollusca; Bivalvia; Mytilida; Mytilidae
Product: vitellogenin receptor Yl-like
Exons: 5
Coding region: 17-580 (187 amino acids)
Cellular component (GO): plasma membrane
Molecular function (GO): protein binding
Source: RefSeq, a predicted model, not a curated record